AACCCGGACUGGGAGGAGAGAUGGGGGGAGUGCGACAGCCGCUGGAAAGAAAGCCAGGUUGGGAGAGGAGACAGUAGCAGGACCGUGGGGUUGGGCCCGGGGUACGGCGAGCCCCAAGCCUUCAAGCGCACCCCUAGAAAACCUACGGAAAACUUGCCCGGAUGACUAGUUGGGGGGGCUGAUGGCACGUGACCUGCCUUGACCAAUCCCGGCACUGCUGACGUGGCCGCGCGGCCCCGAAACUCUCCCCCCCAGGAAGGGAGGGGCCGGGGGGUGCCGCCCCCCCCCCACCGCUGCAGUUUCCGGGGGGGGUGACACCCCGGAUUACACCCUCCCCCCCACACCGAGCCGAGGGGAGCAGCAGAGCCCCCGCGGGAGGGUUGCCGGAGCCAGGGACCCAACUGCUGCAGCUGUAGCGUCUUGGAGAACAACAACCAGCGGCCGCGUCCAACUGCCACGCCCCCGCCCGGGCGCAAGACCAACGACGCCCACGUGGCCCCCAUCCCUGUUCCCCCCCCUUGCCCAUCGCCCGCCCAGCCAGCCAAUAAGAGAGCAACGAAUGGCACUACCCGCCCCGCCUUCGCCAGUCGCCUGGCUUGCCAGACAGAUUUGGAGGAGAGGAAGACGACGGCCGGAAGGGAAGGAGCUGUGGGUGUGGGAGACCCCGCUGCUCCGGUAUACCCUCCCUUCCCCCGACCUUCCUCCCGCUCUUGGGUCUCCGGACCAUUGUACAGCCUAUUGGCGCCUGCAGUGGGCGGGCUCUGGCUCCCCUAUGGGCCAAUGUAGCGAAGCUCUGCCUGGUGACUGAAGCCGAGGAGGCAGGCCGGUGAUGUCAUUACCGUAGCCCACCAAUGGGGAAGUCGCCCGUGGAGGGGCGGGCUUCUAGGCCUCCCCAACCCCUUUGCGUGUGCGCGCUGGCCAGAAGGGAAGUCGCGAGCACGGCGGUGAGCGGGAGCUGCGGAGCUCCACCCUCUUCCCCACCCCCCACCCCCGACUGUAUAUAAAGGGCCAGCGCGGAGCUCGGCGGCGCCAUUUCGCGCUGGAGCAGAGCGGCCUGUAGGCUGGGGGAGGAGGAUCGGGCCCACAGCUACAGGGGCGGCGAAUCUCAGGAGUUCGCCAUUACAAUCCACAUCCAUCCAUUCGGAGAUGCCCCCUGGCCUGGCCUGGGACCAACCUUGGCGAGUACCGCAGACCCCGUAGAGACCCUCCGAGCUAGUCUUUCUUGGGCCCCGCCCAAUACGCCGGGCCUGUCUGCCGCGCCAUCCCGCCCCCUCCUCCGCCCUUAAGAGAUCAAAGAUGGAGGCGUCGGCGCUCUAAUCUGCACUCUCCGUGUCUAUCCGCUGCCAUCCGACUCCAGAACCGGCUUUUGGCCGCUUGGGUCAUCCCUAGCAGAAAGUAAGAAACCGGGACGAGCUGCAUCAGGUCGUAUUUCAUUGGCAGUGGUAGAAAUCUGGGCUCCGCUGCUGGGUCCGAAGAAGCUCCCGCUCCGACCCCUAGCUCGCUCGCCCCGACUCUGGGCCGCCGCCAUUUUCUAACCGGCCGCCGCCAGAGCAGCGCGCCGUGGCGCUGAGGCCUCCCCCAGGUGCCGCGGAGAGGGCCGUGCAUCGGUGCCCGACCGUCCGGGGGCGGGGGGAGCUCCCCGGGGGGGCCGAGAACAGCCGGCCCCCCCUCCUGGGUUAUGCAGGGCACGGCCGGACUGGGGCAGAGGGGACCCGAGGCCAUCCGGACUUGCUGCGGCUAAGGACGGUGCAGAGCCCCGGACAGCCAGGAUGCUGCAGAACGUGACCCCCCACAGCAAGCUCCCUGGGGAGGGGAAUGCAGGCCUGUUGGGCCUGGGCCCUGAGGCAGCAGCCCCAGGGAAGCGAAUCCGGAAGCCUUCUCUGUUGUAUGAGGGAUUUGAGAGCCCAACCAUGGCCUCAGUGCCUGCUCUGCAUCUUCCCCCUGCCAAUCCGCCACCCCCUGAAGUGUCUAAUCCCAAGAAGCCAGGUCGAGUCACUAACCAGUUGCAGUACUUACACAAGGUGGUGAUGAAAGCCCUGUGGAAGCAUCAGUUUGCCUGGCCGUUCCGGCAGCCAGUAGACGCCGUCAAACUGGGCCUGCCGAUUCCUGUCUGGGGUUGGGAGAGGACCACGGUGGCUAAUAUCCUUAGCUUCUUCCUACCCCUCAUGCUGCCCACGGAAUAGCCAGCCCCAGAGGACUAUCACAAGAUCAUCAAGCAGCCCAUGGACAUGGGAACCAUCAAACGACGUUUGGAAAACAAUUACUACUGGCUGGCCUCUGAGUGUAUGCAGGACUUCAAUACCAUGUUCACCAACUGCUACAUCUACAACAAGCCCACAGACGACAUCGUACUGAUGGCACAGACACUAGAAAAAAUCUUUUUACAGAAGGUGGCACUGAUGCCAUCUGAAGAGCAGGAACUGGUGGUGACCAUUCCCAAGAAUAGCCACAAGAAAGGGGCAAAGCUGGCAGCACUUCAGAGCAGCCUCACCAAUGCCCACCAGGUGCCUGCUGUUUCCUCUUUGUCUCACACACCUUUGUAUUCCCCAUCGCCUGAAAUUCCCACCACUGUCCUGAACAUUCCCCAUGGCUCAGUCAUCUCUUCUCCCCUUCUCAAGUCUCUGCACUCUGCUGGAACCCCUUUGCUGGCAGUCUCUGCAGCACCUACUGCCCAGCCACUCACCAAGAAGAAGGGGGUGAAACGGAAAGCAGACACCACCACACCUACACCAACAGCUAUCCUGGCUCCCGGUUCCCCAGCCAGUCCCCCCGGGGGUGGUCCAGAGCCCAAAGCAGCCAGGCUGCCCCCAACACGCCGGGAAAGUGGCCGUCCCAUCAAACCCCCACGAAAGGACUUGCCAGACUCCCAGCAGCAGCACCAGAGCUCCAAGAAAGGGAAGCUGUCAGAGCAGCUGAAGCACUGCAAUGGCAUCUUAAAAGAGCUACUUUCCAAAAAACAUGCUGCUUAUGCCUGGCCUUUCUAUAAGCCUGUGGACGCUUCAGCUCUUGGCCUGCAUGACUACCAUGACAUUAUCAAGCACCCCAUGGACCUCAGCACUGUCAAGCGAAAGAUGGAGAACAGAGAUUACCGGGAUGCCCAAGAGUUUGCAGCUGAUGUUCGGCUUAUGUUUUCCAACUGUUACAAGUACAACCCUCCUGAUCAUGACGUCGUUGCCAUGGCACGAAAGCUCCAGGAUGUGUUUGAGUUCCGAUAUGCCAAGAUGCCUGAUGAACCAUUGGAGCCAGGACCCUUACCUGCCUCAACUGUUCUGCCCCCUGGCUUGGCUAAAUCAUCUUCUGAGUCCUCCAGUGAGGAGAGUAGUAGUGAAAGUUCCUCAGAGGAGGAGGAAGAGGAGGAGGAGGAGGAAGAAGAAGAAACUGAAAGCUCUGACUCCGAGGAAGAGAGGGCUAACAGGUUGGCUGAACUGCAGGAACAGCUUCGGGCAGUACAUGAACAAUUGGCUGCCCUAUCCCAGGGGCCAAUUUCCAAGCCCAAACGGAAACGAGAGAAGAAGGAAAAGAAGAAGAAGCGGAAGGCAGAAAAGCAUCGGGGACGAGCAGGGAUGGAUGAAGACGAUAAGGGUCCCAGGCUGCCUCGCCCACCACCACCCAAGAAGUCCUCCAAGAAGGCAGGUGGUGGCAGCGGUGGUCCCGGGACAGCAGGGCCUGCUGGCUUUGGUCUUUCUGGAAAUGCCACCACCAGGCCCCCAAAGAAGGCGAUGAAGGCUGCUCCACCACCACCAGCUGCUGCCUAUGACUCAGAGGAAGAGGAGGAGAGCCGGCCAAUGAGUUAUGAUGAGAAAAGACAGCUGAGCUUGGACAUCAAUAAGUUACCUGGAGAAAAGCUAGGCCGUGUGGUCCAUAUCAUCCAGGCCCGAGAGCCCUCGCUCCGUGACUCAAACCCUGAGGAAAUUGAGAUUGAUUUUGAGACUCUCAAACCAUCCACACUUCGAGAGCUUGAGCGCUAUGUGCUUUCCUGUUUGCGCAAAAAGCCAAGGAAACCCUAUACCAUCAAAAAGCCGGUGGGCAAGACGAAGGAGGAGCUGGCUCUUGAGAAGAAACGAGAGCUUGAGAAGCGGCUACAGGACGUGAGUGGUCAGCUUAAUUCUACCAAGAAGCCCCCUAAGAAGGCAAGUGAGAAAGUGGAGUCAGCGCAGCAGGUGGCAGUGUCACGCCUCAGUGCCUCAAGUUCCAGCUCAGACUCCAGCUCAUCAUCCUCCUCAUCUUCCUCUUCUGAUACCAGUGACUCCGAUUCAGGCUAAGGGGCCAGGCAGCAAUGGGGCAGGAGGCUCUGCAGGACCGGAUUCCCCUAGCCCUCUCCAGAGGUUCCCUCUACUUGCAUUCCCCCUCACCCCAUUUCCCCUGUGUGGGAGAGCUGGCUCUGCAAAGGGGGGUGGAGGGAUACAUGGACAGUUCCCCCUGGGGGACUCAAGGGACAGAGGAGGGGAUUCCCCUUGGGCUUAAAGCUCCCCACUUAAAAUAGACUGAAGUGGGGGACGAGGGGUCUUGGGUAGGUAUAAGGUUGGGCUAAAGCCUGAGGCCACAACUACCGGCUGCCCACUUCCCUCCAAGGGCCCUGUUUUCUGAAGUUGUUUGUUUUAAUUUAUUUUAAUUGGCGCAGGGUUGGGGGAGGUGGGGCUGGGGGGGUUCCCCCUAGACUGGGGAGGGAAAGAGGGGAGCUUUUUUUGUUUUUGUUUUUUGUUUUGUUUUUUUUUUUUUUACGUUGACUUUUUUUCUACCUAUCCCUACAUCCCACUCUGUUGGGGCCUUUGGGAGUCAAACCUUCUCUGUCUCCCUAAGAGGCUUUUUGAGCUAAGUCCUCUCCUUUUUUCGUGUGUCUGUUGAUUCUAACUUGUAAAUAAAGAAAAUACUAUUCAAGUUGAAAAGGU
Molecule: messenger RNA, 4889 nt
Organism: Trichosurus vulpecula (common brushtail)
Lineage: Eukaryota; Metazoa; Chordata; Mammalia; Diprotodontia; Phalangeridae
Gene: BRD2
Product: bromodomain containing 2
Exons: 14
Coding region: 2223-4262 (679 amino acids)
Biological process (GO): regulation of DNA-templated transcription; chromatin remodeling
Cellular component (GO): nucleus; chromatin
Source: RefSeq, a predicted model, not a curated record